AUGUCCAUGUGCCAGUUCGCACUCCCUCUUCUGAUUCCUGCUGGGGAAGGAUUUCAUAUAACUUUAAUGUUGUGGGCAAUGAGAGAUAUAGUGAAGAGAUGGAGACCCCAAUCAUUAGCAAACGUUAAAGGAUGCAAGGAAGACAACUUGGUCAAUAUACCCAUGCCUGUUUUCUCCUUUGCUAGACUGGGAAGGUGUAAUCUUUCAAAAUCCAGAAUUCUAAAUCAUAUCCUAAGUCCAGUCCAACAACACCAUGAUUUUUUUGUCCAUCAGAACAUGGAAGGGGCAAAUAUUGUAAGGGAAGUCUCUGAUGGUUUGGUGGAAAUCUCGUGGUUCUUUCCCGGAGGAAGCGAACUCUUGGACCUGUUUCCAGAUCCAGUCGCGGUGACAAAUCUCCGGGGUGAUCUGGAAUCUAACUGGACUCAAUUCAACUUUCUAACAAAAGUAUCCUCAGCUGUGUUCAUAUUUAUUGAGACUAUGGAUGAUCAAAACUAUAGCAUUUUAUCCAACAUUGAAGAAUCAGACACAAACUACUUCAUAAUUCUUGCUCCUUCUUCUAGAUGUAUAAGCGUGGAGACCCAGAACCACAUAAAGAUGUUAUACCCCAUCUUGAAAAUCAACAGAAAAAAUGUUCUGGUGAAGAACAACUCGGUUAAUGAUGCAGAACUGGUAAAGAAACUGCAGCUAAUUAUCUUAGAUUCAGUUAAGUCUUCCCCUUAUUAUAUCACCCUGGAGGAGAUGUCUCACAUAGCCGCAGAUCUAGGCAUAUGCAUUGAUGAAGGUUCAGAAGAACAUCAAAAUACAAGGACACUUGCACUGGAAAUUACUAAGAGUGUGAAAGAUGUUGUGCAGUACAAGAAUGAAACAAUGGUACUACAAGGAGAACAUUGGAAACAGCUGGCCAAAAUUGAAAAGGAAAUGUGUCGAAUGAAAGGACUUGGCAGUGACAAUGCAGAGGAUUACAGAGCAAAGCUAGUAAAGAAGUGUGCUGGCUUUAGGAGGCAACAAAGUGAGUGCAGUAUGCCUGAUGGAAUACUCACAUUUAUAGCUGCACUCAACAACCUAUCACGUAUUGAGAAACGUUAUUUUUUGAAGUGGAUGAAGCUCUACCUUGAUUCAGUCACUAGAAAUCAUCUUUCAGCCCUCCAAGCUGAGUACAAGGAGCAAUACUAUAAAGUGAACCCCAAUGUGGACAGGCUGAAAGAACUUGAUCAAAUCAUUAUGAACAGCUCACUAGGAGUGGAACAUUUCAUUCGAGAAGUUGGCCAGUUUUAUGAAGCUGAACACUUCCUAGCAAAUGAUUGUACAAGUGAUCAAAAGCUUCAUAAUCUUCCAAGUAUUGCUGCUGAUCUGUUGUUGGACGGGUUCCCAUUGGAGCUAAUUGAUGGAGAUGGGUCAAACAUCCCCAUGCAGUGGAUAACUGAUGUCCUGGUUGAGUUGGACACCAAGACAGGGGGGCAAUGCAGAAUGAAAGUGAUAACUGUACUGGGAGUGCAAAGUACGGGGAAAUCCACCCUUCUCAACACCAUGUUUGGCCUGCAGUUCCCGGUGGCCAGUGGACGCUGCACACGAGGGGCCUUCAUGACUCUUCUAAAAGUGAAAAACAAUUUACUAGAUGGGCUUGGGUGUGAGUUCAUUCUGGUAAUUGACACCGAGGGGCUGAAAGCUCCUGAGUUGGCUUCUGUUGAAGAAAGUUACGAGCAUGACAACGAGUUAGCAACCUUUGUAGUUGGGUUGAGUGACAUUACUAUAAUUAACCUGGCCAUGGAAAAUACAGGAGAAAUUAAAGAUAUUUUGCAGAUAGUGGUCCAUGCAUUUCUGAGGAUGAAAGAAUUAGGUAAGAAGCCCAACUGCCAGUUUGUUCACCAAAACGUUAGCGAUGUGUCUGCCCAUGAGAAGAACAUGAGAGACAGGCAGAAACUUCUGGAACAGUUAGAUGAAAUGACCAAAGUAGCUUCUAGAAUGGAAGAAAAAAGUAGCAUGACCAAGUUUUCAGAUGUUAUGGACUAUGAUCUUGAGAAGCACAGCUGGUAUAUUCCAGGAUUUUGGCACGGAGUUCCACCAAUGGCUUCGGUAAAUACAGGGUACAGCGAAAACAUUAUUGAACUAAAGAGGCAGCUGUUUGAAACUAUGAAAAAACAGCUCGAGUCCAGAAAUCCUCAGAGCAUAUCUGAUUUUAUCAAAUGGAUAAAAAGUUUGUGGAACGCGGUGAAGUAUGAAAAUUUUAUUUUUAGCUUCAGAAACAGCCUGGUAGCCGAUGCUUACAAUCAACUAUCAAUAAAAUAUUCAGAACUGGAGUGGAAUUUCCGUAAGAGAAUGCACACAUGGAUUAAUGAGGCAGAAAAUGAGAUCCUCAAUCAGCCAGCUUCAGAACUUGAAAGUGAAAUUUGGGCUGGCAUAAAAGAGGACAUGCAUCAAGUAUUACAAGAAGAAGAGAAAGUCAUGCUGGAAGCUCUAGAAGAAUAUUUUGAGAGUGGGAACAAAUAUGUGCACCUUGUAGAGAGAUACAGGGAAGACUUCUUUAGGAGUGCAGCAACACUUAAGAAUGAAGUUGAAGACAAUUUACCCAUCAAAUGUGAAGAAGCUAUCCGCAUACAGAAAGGGAAGCAUGAGAUACAGUUUGUUCAGAACAGCUAUUUGAGGACCAUUGAAGAGAAAGCCACAAGCCUCUUGGACAACUGCAAGAAUGUAAAGCAUCAGCUUAGCGAUGAGGAACUAAAAUCUGAGUUUGAGGUUAUGUGGAAUAAAACAAUAUCUGGAUUACAGUUUGGCAGCUUAAAAAAUCACAACGUCAGUCAAGAAAUGAUUGACCAACUCAGGAAAGACAUGAGGCACAAAGCAGGUUACAUCAAUGAGAAGUUGAAUGAAGUCAAAAGUCUAGACGGUUACGGGCAAAAUGGACUGGACUUGGAUAAGAAAUAUACUCAAAGCAGAUGGUAUGAGAACAUGCCAGAAGUGAAUAAUGAGGACUACUGGAAUAAGGUGAGCAGCCUUGUAACUUCUUUGAAAGAGCAGUGCAAUUGCUACGUAACAGAGCAAGUAAACACAAUGAAAGAUUACGACCAAACAUACUGCCAAGAACUUCUAAAUUUUGUUAACGAAAGACUCAAUGAGGAGGAUGUCAGGAGUCUUCAUCUCACGCCAUUGUUCGAGCUGGAUCUGAAGCUUCUACUACUGGGUCAAGCUGCCCCAGUCUUCCAGAAGAAGCACAAUAUUUUUUUUCAGGAAAACAAUAUGAAGUCCUACCUUGAUAAAAUAAAACCUCAGUACUUCUCCACAUUUAAGAACGUCUACCAAGAAAAGGAUGAGUCUAAAGCCAGAGCCCAGAAAUUUUAUGAGGCGUGCCUAAAGCCAGCUCUUUCAGACUAUGUGUACAAACAUUUGGGUGGUGAAAUUGUGAACGACAUACUGACCAGCAAAGAUUCAAUCAGGUACAGUAGUAGAACCUUCUUCCAAUACACUUUGCUCAAAGAGCUUUUGGAAGACCACGAUUUCACUCGUUACAUAAAAUACAACAACCAAUACGAGACCUUUGUAAAAAACUGGAUUGUCAAAUUUAUCACCAAUAAAUACAAGGAUUCCACCUCCCUGGAAACAUUAAAGUCAAAUAUUCUUGCAAGAAUCUUGAGAAAGGUAAGACAAGCCCUCAAAGAUCCAAGAGUACGAGAAACCUCUAAUGUUUCCCAGUGUUUAAAAACAUUUUGCACAAUAUUAAAGAAAGAUUUGGUCAUUGUGCAGAACGAGAUGAAAGUGAUUACAUUUCAAAACAACGCAAGUCCUGUCCAGUUUUCAGCUGACAUUGAAGAGUUCCUGGAAGGUGUCGAGAAAGAAAUGAUCACCGAAAUCAAACAUUUUACUAUUGAAUACGUGAUGAACAAGAAAACCUUUAAACCACAAGAUGUAUUGUUUAGGAAGAUCUUUGGGUGCGGUAAUCAGUGUCCAUUCUGUAAAGCCCCCUGUGAGGCCGGAGCCGCUAAUCACAAGGAGCACUUUGCAUCAGUCCAUCGGCCUCAAGGUUUAGGAACGUACCGCUAUACAGAAUCCAAAACGCUCUCACAUUCAAUAUGUACCACCGACGUGGUUGGAAAUACAACGUUUCUAAAUUCAGACACUGACUGGAAGCCAUGCCUUUACAAAGAAUACCGCAAAAUUUAUCCCGACUGGACAAUACAGCCCGAUGCCACCAUUGGAUCCUCCAAUUACUGGAAAUAUGUCUUCAAGGAGUUUAAUAAACAGUUUUCAGAUUACUACAAUGCUAAACCAGCUGGCCUACCAGAGGACUGGUAUGUUAUCACCAAAGAACAGGCUCUUCAAAAUCUAAAGGAAUCUUUCAACAUGAACUAA
Molecule: messenger RNA, 4344 nt
Organism: Staurois parvus
Lineage: Eukaryota; Metazoa; Chordata; Amphibia; Anura; Ranidae
Source: the annotation of a GenBank genome assembly